Messenger RNA from Actinia tenebrosa (Australian red waratah sea anemone), 3275 nucleotides. RefSeq names its product serine palmitoyltransferase 2. Gene Ontology annotation, cellular component: serine palmitoyltransferase complex. Lineage: Eukaryota; Metazoa; Cnidaria; Anthozoa; Actiniaria; Actiniidae. Gene Ontology annotation, molecular function: pyridoxal phosphate binding; serine C-palmitoyltransferase activity. The record is from RefSeq and is a predicted model, not a curated record. Gene Ontology annotation, biological process: sphingosine biosynthetic process; ceramide biosynthetic process.
AGCGAUCGCCCCACCCCACGUGACCAAUACUACCUUCAAGAUGGGCUUCAAGAUGGCAUCAAGGAAUAAAAUACUCGAAGAAAAACCACCUGAAAAACGCCCUGUUAAUGGAUAUCACACUAAAGAAAACGGCUAUGUACCUAGAAGAAACGGUGAAGUCAAGAAAGAUGCUGUCGAAUUCCAUGAAGAGUUUGAAGAAACUCCGCUUUUGGUGGCAGUUUUGACGUACAUUGGGUACUUCGUCCUGGUCGUCUUCGGUUACCUUCGAGAUUUUAUGCGAAAUUACGGAAUAGAAAAAUCCAAAACUAGCAAGGAAUACGCUAAUGAGGGAUUUGUUCCUUUAUAUUCAGACUUUGAAAGCUUCUAUACAAGGAAUUUAUACGUAAGAAUAAGAGAUUGCUGGAACAGGCCGAUAGGAAGUGUUCCUGGUGCACAGAUUGAUAUUGUUGACAGAGCAACUGAUAAUUAUGGAUGGACAUUCAGGUUUCCUGGUACACAAACCAAGGCCUUGAAUUUGGGUUCGUAUAAUUAUUUGGGAUUUGCUGAAAAUGAAGGACUGUGUGCAGACUCUGCUGAAACAGCAGUUAAAGAGAAUGGAAUAGCUGCUUGCAGUACUAGACAUGAAUUUGGUACCCUUGAUAUUCAUGUUGAGUUAGAGAAAAUGGUUGCCAGAUUUGUUGGAAAAGAAUCAGCAAUGGUGUUUGGUAUGGGUUUUGCUACCAACUCCACUAAUAUACCCAUCCUGGUUGGUCCUGGUGACCUUAUUAUCAGUGAUGAGUUAAAUCAUUCCUCACUUGUACUGGGUGCCAGACUUGCUAAUGCAAAAAUUAAAGUAUUUAGACACAAUGAUAUGAAAAGCUUAGAAAAUAUUUUAAGGACAUCAGUAGUCCAGGGUCAACCCAGAACUCAUCGCCCAUGGAAAAAAAUAUUGAUUAUCGUAGAAGGUGUAUACAGUAUGGAAGGAUCCCUUGUGCGACUGCCAGAGAUAGUAGAACUGAAGAAGAAAUACAAAGCAUAUCUAUACCUGGAUGAGGCUCAUAGCAUAGGUGCUAUAGGACCCACGGGAAGAGGAGUGGCAGAACAUUUUGGUGUGAACACUGCCGAUAUUGAUAUCAUGAUGGGUACUUUUACCAAGAGUUUUGGAGCUGCUGGAGGUUAUAUAGCUGCUUCAAAGGACAUUGUAAGUCACAUCAGAGCAUGUUCGCACAGUGCUGCUUAUGCUUGCUCCAUGUCACCUCCUGUUGUUCAACAAAUCUACACCAGUAUGAAAAUCAUUCUCGGUGAAGAUGGUACUAAUAAAGGAAUGCAAAGAAUUAAAACAUUGGCAGAUAACACAAAGUACUUCAGAUGCCGUUUAAAGGAGAUGGGUUUCAUCAUAUAUGGUCAUGAUGCUUCUCCAGUAGUGCCGCUAUUACUAUACAUGCCUGCUAAAAUAGCUGCAUUUGGUCGUGAGAUGUUAAAAAGAAAUAUAGGAGUGGUAGUCGUUGGUUUUCCCGCCACGCCUAUCAUAGAAUCCAGAGCAAGGUUCUGUUUGUCUGCAGCGCACACAAGAGAGAUGUUGGAUAAGGCAUUGGAAGCAAUUGAUGAAGUUGGUGAUAUCCUACAACUUAAAUACUCCCGAAAGCUGAAAUCAAAAUGAAAUAAUACAUUAUCAUUCAUCAAUGGCACAAAACAAAGACCAGGUACAGAGGCCAUAAUAUCCUCUAUGAAAUCAAAUGAAUCUAGUGUUUUGCCUUUUCAGAUCAUGUGUCAUUCCCUUGAGUAUUACUUUGUUUGUCAGUAACAGGAUUUCAUACUCAAAGGAAUGGCAUGCCUGAACAUUAUCCUCUAGAGGAUUGGGUUUAUGAUCUCUCUUCUCUUAUGGUAUAAUGGGAUUCAGGUCAUUGUAAUUCAUUGCACUAGUUGUACAUUACAAUAAUUAUUUAAACACAUUUUACCUAGUUGUACAUUUCAAAUAAAAUCACUUAAUACGGUAGAAAUUAUUCCCAAUUUCCAUUUCGCUCCUUUGAAUUUUUUUCACAUUUUAUUAUUUUUGUCAAAAUGUAAAAUAGAGUGAAGUCAUCGAACCUGUUAUUACACUAAGGCCUAGGGCAAACGUCGAACUUUCCAUGCACCGAAUUCAUUAAAAACAAUGGAUAUCAGGUGAUAAUGAGGCAGCAUUCUUUGAUGCAAUUAAGUUCAGUGCAUCUUCGACGUUUGCCCUAGGCCUAAUACCCAUUGGUAGACUCUAAUUCCAUUUUUUCCCUUUGUCUACUAGUAUUUCUUAUUUCACCAGUUAAAUGUCUUCUUUCUAAUGCUCUGUGAUCAUUUGUAUCAAGUAAUAGAAUAAUGCUUUGUGAUAAUCUUUGUCAAGAUGUAGAAUAUUGCUCUGAUAAUUUGUGUCAAGGUGUAGAAUAACUCUCUGUGAUAAUAGAGCAUCCAUCUAGAAUUAACACAAGGCGAUGUGCUCAAUUCCCAUCGGAGAAUUUUUUAACUGGUUCCCGUACUUUCAGUGACAUGCUGAAUAAAUCUCCCAUUUCAUGAUAAUAAUUGGCAGUUUCGCUGUAAAAUAACCAUGAAGUUUUCCUCUUUUAACUUUGUAUCCCAGGUUUGAGUGCAAAUUAAAAAUGAUAAUUUAAUAAUUUUCAGCAUCAGAAUUAAAUCAAGCUUUUUUUGCCACUAAUAAAAUACAGAAUUAUAGUACAAACACUAUAAGUGUGCAACAUAAAUACCACUAAAUACUGCUAAAUUAUGCUAAUCCUAUUGUUUAAUUAGCACUAUUUGCUACUAAAUAGUGCAAAGUGUUGCACACUUUUAGUGUUUGUACUCUACAACUUAAUGGUUAAUGACUGUUUAUCUAAAUAAAAUAAUUUUAUGAACAAUACUAUUAACAAUACUAUACAUUUUUUUGAUUUUUCAAACUUCCACCUAUUUUUUUAAUAUAUAAUUAAAUUAGUUAUAAAGAUAAAACAUGGUUAUUGAAUAGUGUGUUGUAAUCAAUGAUUGAUACUAGAACAGUAUUAUACACCUAUUUCAAAAAAUGUUAUCAUUGCUGAAAACUAUAGGCGAAAAAGAACAUUGAAUCAGUCUCAACACAAAGGUCCAUGUUUUUGACGAGAAUAAGAAGCAGAAACACAGGUCAUUCCAGCUGUUCUUGGAUCUUCGAAUAACUUAUUUCCUUUUGCUUUUUGUUUAUCAGCUUUGUCGAUGACCACGUUUUAUAUUGAAAAAGGUGUAUGUAAAAAGUACUAGUAUGUUUCCAUUCUAUAAGAAAAUAAAAUUGUAGUGUGAUUUUA